CCAAGUCGGAGUGUCUUGACUAUGCAGUACGUUGCAUCUGCCGCCAAACGAUAAAGCCUUGGGCCGAGUCAGACGGCGGCAACAUUAAGGUACGCCCAGCCCGUGAUGCCUUGUCACUGUCAGAUUUUAGUGUGAUGAGCCACCGAAGUUUUAAGCGAGGGGAGACACCCGGCAACACACAAGCUGUGCCCUUUCUUAUUAAGAAAUCAAAUGAAACAUGCGACGUGAUGUCGUACGUUUUCGCCAUCUUUCAAGUCCACAUCGGAAAGCGUUAUGCUGUCGCUUGAAGUUUUGUCCACAAAAAAGCUUCGGGUUCAUAUUUGUGGUACUUGAGAGUGUUGUUGGUUUGACAAGCUCAUGCUCAACCCAGUUUAGCUCUACUGCAGUCACAUUACGGGCACAAAAUAGCCUGCCGAUCGUUCUAACAUUGUUUUGCCUACUAUCUAUUCACUACACUGCUAUCAUCGCCGCAUUGCCACCGAGUAUUCAAUUUUAUUAUUUCCCAGGGAGAACAAAUAGGUCUGGUAGACACAUUCUUAUAUACCGGCAUGUAAGGGUACCAUUCUAAGAUCCCUAUGGGCGACCUAAAUGAACAGGAUGAAUAU
Messenger RNA from Aspergillus piperis CBS 112811, 605 nucleotides. RefSeq lists its product as uncharacterized. Lineage: Eukaryota; Fungi; Ascomycota; Eurotiomycetes; Eurotiales; Aspergillaceae. Bases 218 to 568 code for a protein of 116 amino acids. The transcript has a single exon. The record is from RefSeq and is a predicted model, not a curated record.